This is a messenger RNA of Labrus bergylta (ballan wrasse), 1167 nucleotides long. RefSeq names its product calcium binding protein 5a (gene cabp5a). NCBI's taxonomy places the organism in Eukaryota, Metazoa, Chordata, Actinopteri, Labriformes, Labridae. The record is from RefSeq and is a predicted model, not a curated record. Gene Ontology annotation, molecular function: calcium ion binding; calcium channel regulator activity. Gene Ontology annotation, cellular component: cytoplasm. Gene Ontology annotation, biological process: regulation of voltage-gated calcium channel activity.
CUAACAGGCCGGACAGAGCAGGUCGCGCUGAGGAGGGACACACAGACUCUCACACAGAAAAGAAGAUCAGUAGACAGACGUGUGGAGAGAGAGCGAGAUAGAGAGCUGCAGAGGGCUCGUGUAUGAAGCAACUGGCUAAUGACAAGAACUCACCAGAGGAAGAAAUGAGUUUUGGGGCCGCAUGCAUUUUCCUACGAGGAGGCAAAAACAUUACAAGGGAACUGGCUGAUGAUGAGAUUGAUGAGCUGCGUGAUGCGUUCAAUGAGUUUGAUAAAGAUAAGGAUGGGCUGAUCAGCUGUAAGGACCUGGGCAAUCUGAUGAGAACGAUGGGAUACAUGCCCACAGAGAUGGAGCUGAUCGAGCUGAGUCAGAACAUCAACAUGAACCUGGGUGGUAAAGUCGACUUUGAGGACUUCGUAGAGCUGAUGGCUCCAAAACUUCUGGCCGAGACGGCCGGGAUGAUCGGUGUGAAGGAGCUGAAGGAUGCUUUUAAAGAAUUUGACAUGGACGGAGACGGAGAGAUCACGACAGCAGAGCUUCGCUCAGCCAUGAUUAAGCUGAUGGGAGAGCACAUGAGUAGGAGGGAGAUAGACGCCAUAGUACAAGAAGCAGAUGACAACGGAGAUGGCACAGUAGACUUUGAAGAGUUUGUCAGAAUGAUGUCCCAUCAAUGACAGUCGAGGAGCGUCAUCAAAGAAAGCACCUUUGCACCUAUCAUUAGUCCUGAAGCUGUCUGUGUAUGAAGGAUUCACUUGUAUAUAUUAAGAACGAACACUGAUGUUAAGUAAUUAAGCAAUAUGAAGUCGACCUCAGACAUAAGUUUAUAGCUAUGCAAAACCUGACCGUCAUGUGCUGAGACAUUUAUAAGAUUUAAUAUAAUCUAAGAGGAUGUGUGAAUAUAUGGAUUUGUUUGACGAUUUGAUGAUUGUGUGUACAGGAAGUCUUUUUGGAUUGAUUUGCUGAACUAGAUUGAAUUUUGCUAAUGGAAUAUACCGUAUUUAUUCUGACAGUGUUUCAUAAUUUAUCACUGCAACAUUUAAAUUAAACUACUACACUUAUACGUUUACAGUAUUUAUCAUGGACUUGUUGUAUUACCUACCUUAAAUUCAACAAGUUAGACCCUGCUUGCAAGCAUGUGCAGAUAUAAAAUAAAACAUGUUCACUUUG